Molecule: messenger RNA, 2029 nt
Organism: Oryza brachyantha (malo sina)
Lineage: Eukaryota; Viridiplantae; Streptophyta; Magnoliopsida; Poales; Poaceae
Product: polypyrimidine tract-binding protein homolog 1-like
Exons: 11
Coding region: 172-1839 (555 amino acids)
Biological process (GO): regulation of RNA splicing
Cellular component (GO): nucleus
Molecular function (GO): mRNA binding
Source: RefSeq, a predicted model, not a curated record
CACGAAACCCUAGGCCUCAGAUUUGACCGCACCGAUACGCAUACGGAGAGAGAAAUCCAAGCCGUCUUCCUCCACUCCGGCCGCCGCUCGCCUCUCCCCCGCCCCCCUCGCCGCCGCCGGUGGUCGCGGCCCCGCACCCGCAGCUCGUAAGGAUUGACGGGCGAGGAGGGGAUGGCUUCCGGGCAGCCGCAGUUCCGGUACACGCAGCCGCCGUCGAAGGUGAUCCACCUGAGGAACCUGCCGUGGGACUGCACCGAGGAGGAGCUGGUCGAGCUCGGUAGCCCGUUCGGCAAGGUCGUCAACACAAAAUGCAACGUCGGCGCCAACCGGAACCAGGCCUUUAUCGAAUUCGCUGACCAAAAUCAGGCAAUUGCUAUGAUAUCAUAUUUUGCAUCAUCAGCAGAGCCUGCACAGGUAAGAGGGAAAAAUGUGUACCUUCAGUACUCCAAUAGACAAGAGAUUGUCAACAGCAAGAGUUCAGGGGAAGCUGCAGGCAAUGUUUUGCUUGUGUCGAUGGAGGGUGUUCUACCAGAUGCUGUGAGCAUCGAUGUUCUAAACUUGGUAUUUUCUACUUUUGGCUUUGUUCAAAAGAUUGCUACCUUUGAGAAGGCGUCUGGUUAUCAGGCAUUGAUACAGUUCUGUGAUACUGAGACUGCAUCAUCUGCUAAAGCUGCUCUGGAUGGUCGAUGCAUUCCUAGCUAUUUGCUUCCAGAACUUGACGUGCCUUGCACUUUAAGAAUAAAUUAUUCAGCGCAUACUGUUCUAAAUGUCAAGUUCCAGAGUCACAGGAGUCGAGACUAUACUAAUCCAUACCUUCCAGUUGCUCCUUCUGCUAUAGAUGGAUCUGGACCGGAUGGGAAGAAGCAGGAAGCAGAGAGCAAUGUUCUGCUUGCAUCUGUUGAGAACAUGCAGUAUGUUGUUACAAUAGAUGUACUUCAUGAGGUCUUUUCGGCUUUUGGUUUUGUGCAAAAGAUUGCUAUCUUUGAGAAGAAUUCUGGCUUCCAGGCAUUAAUCCAGUAUCCAGACAUUCAAACUGCAGUUGCAGCAAAAGAAGCAUUAGAAGGGCACAGCAUUUAUGAAGGUGGAUAUUGCAAGCUUCAUCUCACCUUUUCUCGCCAUACCGAUCUUAAUGUUAAGGUUAACAACGAGCGUGGUAGAGAUUACACGGGAGGGAACACUGCACCAGCCAGCAAUCAACCUUCCAUUCUUGGUCCUCAACCAGUCCAAUAUACCGGGGCUUACAACAGCGUUCCUUCAUCAACCACUGGUGCAGUAGUGCCACCAGGGACUACUCUCACACCGCCUGGAGCACCAUCUCAUCCUUACACAUCCAAUGAGUCGCUUCCGCAAACUCCUGUUGUUCCGUCUGUUGGAGCUCCAGGGUAUACUAGCCAGGGAAUCCUACAGGGCCCCCCUGGUGUUCCUCCUGCACAGUUCUCAGGCUAUGGAACCCCACAGUUUCCCCCAGGCUCAGCUCAAGCUCAAAUGCAUCAUCAUUCAGUCCCAGGAAGCCAGCAAAUGCGUGUGAACCAUCAGCCACCCGGCGGAUCACAUAUGUUCAUGCAGUACCCUGGCGAUGGAAGCCGUCCAGUUCAAGACGCACCUGGGCCACAAGCAAUGCCAUUCCAUGGCCAUGGAGGGCAGCAUUUACCGCCAGGCUAUGGAGGCCAGCCGCAGUUUCAACAAGGUCCAAGACCACCUAUGCCGCAGCAGUUUACGAUGUACGGCGACCAGCAAUUUCCUCCUGGUAUGGGACCCCAGAUGAUGAUGCCGUUAGCUGGACAGGGUGGAGGUCAGCAGCACCCGUUUGCUCCUCUUCGUCCUUAUAACAGCCAUUAGCUGCUCUGUUGAUGCAGUCCUUUUAUAUCAUAUACAUGAUUGUACUUUGCUUCUCACCCUCCAUUUUGUUGUGAUGGUCCGACACCGUAGUAGUGGAUGUUGUGAUUUCUUUUUGGUGGAGAAAGUGGUAGAAACUUUUUAACAAACCAGGAUUGCUCUGAUGAUUGACGAGUGGCUGAGCAUUGUAUCA